ACAACAGCGUGUGUAAAUAAAAUAAACAAUAAAUAAAAGCAAAAUAAAAAAUAACAUGUCCAAAGUAAAAGCCGAUAAAUUAUCUCCCAAAGAAAGUGCCAAAGCUGAAAAUAGUGAAAAUGAAUCGAUUUGUGAUGAAACUGCUAGCGUCAGCACCAGCACCACUUCGCGCAGCAAAUCGCCUGGCUCUCGUGGAGGACGUCGAAAAAGUCGUCAUAGUAAAUCACAUGUUAAUGUACCGGCUUUCAAAUAUGAUUGUCAUUUAAAGGAAGAUCAUGGUCAAGCCAUAUUUGGCGUCGCCUUUAACUACUUACUGUGCAAAGACCAACCAAACAUUUUUGCGACAGCGGGAAGCAAUAGAUGCAGCGUUUAUGAGUGUCCGCGCAAAGGAGGUAUUAAAUUAAUAAUGUGUUACGCCGAUCCUGAUCCCGACGAAGUUUUUUACACUUGCACAUGGUCUUACGAUUCUAAAUUGUCUGUACCGCUUUUAGCCACUGCUGGCUAUCGUGGUGUCAUAAGAGUUAUCGAUAUACAAAGAAACGAAGCGGUGGGAAAUUAUGUAGGUCAUGGUCAAGCAAUAAAUGAAUUGAAGUUUCAUCCACGUCAGCCGAAUUUGUUGUUGUCUGGUAGUAAAGACCAUGCCAUACGUUUAUGGAAUAUACAAACACAUGUUUGCAUUGCUAUUUUUGGAGGUGUUGAAGGCCACCGCGAUGAGGUACUCUCUAUUGACUUUGAUUUACGUGGCGAACGUAUAAUGUCCAGUGGAAUGGAUCACUCACUGAAACUGUGGCGCAUUGAUACCCAGGAAUUUAAAGAAACCAUUGAAAUGUCUCGCACAUUUAAUCCCAACAAAUCUCAACUACCAUUCCCCACAAUCAUGCAACAUUUUCCGGAAUUUUCAACCCGCGAUAUUCAUCGCAACUAUGUGGAUUGUGUCCAGUGGUUUGGAGAUUUUGUACUCUCCAAGUCAUGCGAGAAUUCUAUUGUUUGCUGGAAGCCUGGUCAACUACACCAAAAUAUUUCUCAACUGAAACCGAAUGAUGCUUCCUGCACCAUUAUAUGUGAAUUCGAUUAUGACGAAUGUGAAAUUUGGUUUGUGCGCUUCGGCUUUAAUCCCUGGCAUAAGAUUAUAGCAUUGGGCAAUCAAUAUGGUAAAGUUUAUGUUUGGGAGUUAGAUCCUUCAGAUCCCAAACAUACUCAUUGUAGCACUUUGAAUAAUGUACGCUGUACUUCAAUUGUAAGACAAACGGCUUUUUCGCGAGAUGCAAAUGUUUUAGUUUGGGUAUGUGAUGAUGGUACCGUUUGGCGUUGGAAUCGUAAAAAUGCCGACAUACAUUCACCUUAAAGUAAGGAGACGAUUACGUCUUGCCGAUGAAGAUGAUGAACUUUCUGAAGUGCAACCGGAUGCUGUUCCGCCAGAAGUUCGUGAGUGGUUGGCUUCAACAUUUACACGACAAUUGGCAACAACACGCAAAAAAAACGAUGAGAAA
This is a messenger RNA of Lucilia cuprina (Australian sheep blowfly), 1490 nucleotides long. Its product is annotated as polycomb protein esc. Gene Ontology annotation, biological process: negative regulation of transcription by RNA polymerase II. Gene Ontology annotation, molecular function: nucleosome binding; protein binding. The record is from RefSeq and is a predicted model, not a curated record. The transcript has 5 exons. Gene Ontology annotation, cellular component: ESC/E(Z) complex. Bases 56 to 1345 code for a protein of 429 amino acids. Lineage: Eukaryota; Metazoa; Arthropoda; Insecta; Diptera; Calliphoridae.